Suillus subalutaceus is the source of this 735-nucleotide messenger RNA. RefSeq lists its product as uncharacterized. Bases 1 to 735 code for a protein of 244 amino acids. Lineage: Eukaryota; Fungi; Basidiomycota; Agaricomycetes; Boletales; Suillaceae. The transcript is spliced from 8 exons. The record is from RefSeq and is a predicted model, not a curated record.
AUGUUUUCACUUCAAGGCGACUCAAGUGCCAGUGACAAAAAUUUCUAUGGUUCUGGUUCACAGAAUCCACGACUCGGAUGGGGCGAGCUUUAUACUCCGUCCCCCCAAUCUCCGGAUUCGGCUCCAGCGCCAUUGCAACGUAAUUAUCAAUUUCAUCAAGGCGCAUAUAUGUAUAAUAAUCAGCAAAUGACAGCCUUACAUGAUCGCUGCAAGGCACUGGAGACUCAGGUCAUCAAGCUGACUACUGAGCGUGAUACAUUACAGGCAAAAUUUCAACAGCUUGCCGACCCACUCCAACAGUCUGGAAACCCCCUUGCACUUGAUCCCACAUUCCCCGCCCAGCUAGGUAGCAAUGACGCUAAUCGCCCCACGCCUCAAACACAUCCAAAAAAUCGCUUUUGGACCCAGAUCGACUAUGUCGAAUGGCUCGAUACUUCCAUGGGCCGACUCUCUGACCGCGGAAAGCUAGGCUACCUCGAGAAUGGUGGUCCGAUUGCUACAACUAUGGUCAAGGAUAUUCGUAAAGCCCUCCGUGCUGGUUGUACAUCAUACUCUGCUUGGCGUAGAACCUAUCUUUCUGAUGACGGAAACUGGAUGACAUUGAAGACAAACGGAACGACCGAGGAAUUUUGUGCUCACUAUGGAGAUCUCACGCCGACUCAGCGAAAGGCAUAUGAUGACGAGUCAGCGUCACUGUCCUGGAACAAGACCGCUUACGAUGGAACGAUGUACUAG